Messenger RNA from Neurospora tetrasperma FGSC 2508, 1083 nucleotides. RefSeq lists its product as uncharacterized. NCBI's taxonomy places the organism in Eukaryota, Fungi, Ascomycota, Sordariomycetes, Sordariales, Sordariaceae. Bases 1 to 1083 code for a protein of 360 amino acids. The record is from RefSeq and is a predicted model, not a curated record. The transcript is spliced from 2 exons.
AUGGCCGAUCAGGAUUUCAAUUCUCCUUCGCCCAAUACAGGCGCAAACCAACCUAAAAGACAUCUACCGGACCGCGAAGAUAGUCGUUCACCGAAAAGGUUGAAGACCAGCCACGAUGCCCCUGAAGCCCUGACCGAGGACAAAAGCGUCGAUGACGGCAAAUUCGAGAGCAACAAGGCGAGCAAAGACGACGAGUCCAACAUGGUGGGCCACGAGAACAGUACAUCGUCACCCGAGCAUGCUGCCGGGAUUCACGACCACGGUAUCCUGCCCACAAUUGAAGAUGAUUUCCAACAUGUUCCCACAAUCCCGGAGCGAGACAUCAUCUCGCCCAAAGAGACCCUCGAGUCGGGCGACGAUGGAGACACUGAUUCUUCACCUUCUGAGGUUCCCUUCUUUUCCACUUUACCUGCGAGCUUCCCCUCGCCUUCGGCAACGCAACCUCGCGAUGUUGCGUCAGCUACCGCCUCGCUCGUGCCCUCUCCUUCCAGGUCAAGCGGUGACUCCUCACCAUCGCUUCCUGGCACUCCUUUCUCUUCGUACACCUCCAUCUCCGAGGGAGACUCAGACGAGGAUGAUUCAGAGGAUGAGGACUGGCCUGAAGUAGUCUUCGGCGAUGACCUCAUCGACCAUGACAACAAUGACCAAGACAGUGAUGACUAUGACAGCGAUGAACACCACAGCGAGGACGAGGACGAACCCGAAGACGAAGGCUUCAGGCCUUUUUUGUCUCGAUAUACUCGUUGGCCUGACUUUGACGGGCCGGGAGACGAAUAUACCCACGUCAUUAUCGAGUUUAAGGAAGACGCCGAGUGGGACAUCGGAAGCGAUCCGUUGCAUGAGGGGCCACGCUACCCAGGGAUGGAUGCUUUCCGACUCACAGGGUAUACUUUUGAUCAUGGGUCGGAGCCGGAGGACCAGGAGCCCGAAGACACAUUCUACCUUGACGACGACGACGACGACGACAACGAGUACGACCAGGAAUGGGCUAUGGAAAGCGACUCCGUGACUGAAGCGGAAUGGUGGGGGGGUGGAAUGUGGAUUGUUCAUCAUGAUCCAUCCUCCUUUGUACCAGUCUCCUAG